Adelges cooleyi (spruce gall adelgid) is the source of this 3408-nucleotide messenger RNA. RefSeq names its product furin-like protease 1. Gene Ontology annotation, molecular function: serine-type endopeptidase activity. Gene Ontology annotation, cellular component: trans-Golgi network; Golgi membrane. Lineage: Eukaryota; Metazoa; Arthropoda; Insecta; Hemiptera; Adelgidae. The record is from RefSeq and is a predicted model, not a curated record. The coding region runs from base 556 to 3147 and encodes 863 amino acids. The transcript is spliced from 12 exons. Gene Ontology annotation, biological process: peptide hormone processing.
UGUAGACUGUAGUGUAGUACUGACAACCGUGCGGUGUGCGUACUCUUGUCGUGAUUCGCUGUACGUGAUAUAAUAUUUGUAAUAUAUAUAUAUAUAUAUAUUACACAUAGUAAUUAGUAAUAACCUAAGUGGCCACCACCACUAGCAGCAGCAGGUUCGGUUCUCGUACUAGCAAACCUCAAAACCCAAAUUCGACUCGCUCCGUCAAGCGGAUAUUGUUGUUACUUGUUACACUGAUGACAAAACAACUCGAGUUCACGCCGUAAAAUAUUAUACUGUUCAAAUCACAAAUGUACAUCGUCCGCAGUGAUAGUGGUACGCUGUGCAGCUGGUGCUCGCUAUGUCAGCACACAUUUAUAUUAUAGUAUUGGCGUUCAAUAGGAUUCCUACUUGAAUUUUAAUAAAAAGAACUUCAACUUGAUCUUGCUCCGUGCGAGAGGCUAUAACAAAUAUGAAAGAUUCGAGACCAAAUUUGAAUGUUAUCAAUUUCCUCAGUCAUGUGACCAAUGUUGAACAUUAAGCCUUGCCGUACCAGGCCGGGGUUAGGCCAGCGUCAUGGCUGCCUGCACGGUAUCUUUACUACUUUGGACUUUAGUUACGCUACAACAAUCCGCUGGUCAAGAUUACUCGUCCCAAUGGGCAGCUCACAUAGAAGGUGGAUUAGAAGUAGCCAAAAGAAUAUCGGAAAGACAUGGAUUUGCUUUGCUCGGAGAGAUAUUUCCAGAUUAUUAUCAUUUAGAACACAGCCAUGUAUCAAAGCGAUCAGCUAGCCCAGGCCAUGAACACCACAAAAGACUUACUUCCGAACAAAACGUGAAAUGGGCUGAACAACAAAAAAUAUUAACUAGAUCAAAAAGAGAUUUAUUAGGAUUUACUAAAAAUAGCCGAAGUUCAAAAAAAUUUUCAAUUAAAACUGGAUUUAAUGAUCCUAAAUGGCCUACUAUGUGGUACUUGAAUCGUGGCGGAGGUGCUGAUAUGAAUGUUCAAGGUGCUUGGGAAGAAGGGAUAACUGGCAAAGGUAUAGUUGUAACAAUAUUGGAUGAUGGCUUAGAAAAAGACCAUCCAGACCUUAUGAAAAACUAUGAUCCUCAAGCAAGCUACGAUAUGAAUGGUAGAGACGAUGACCCGAUGCCCAGAUACGAUCAAAUGGACACAAAUCGUCACGGAACUAGAUGUGCAGGGGAAGUGGCUGCAGUGGCCAAUAAUUCUUUAUGCUCUAUUGGUAUAGCUUUUGGGGCUAGUAUUGGUGGUGUACGAAUGUUGGACGGAGAUGUAACAGAUGCCAUUGAAGCUCGUUCGCUUAGCUUGAAUCCCCAACACAUCCAUGUGUACAGUGCUUCGUGGGGUCCCGAUGAUGACGGAAAAACUGUGGAUGGCCCUGGUGAAUUAGCUACUCGCGCUUUCAUAGAAGGCAUAUCAAAAGGUCGAGAUGGUAGAGGAUCAAUUUUCGUUUGGGCUUCUGGAAAUGGUGGCCGAGAACAUGACAAUUGCAAUUGCGAUGGCUACACAAAUGCUAUAUGGACGUUAAGUAUCAGUAGCGCAACACAAAGUGGUCAUGUUCCGUGGUAUUCAGAAGCUUGUAGUUCGACUUUGGCUACAACGUAUAGCAGUGGAAACAAUUUCGAAAAUCAAAUUAUCACGACAGAUCUCCAUCAUGAUUGUACGAGUAAUCAUACUGGUACAUCUGCGUCGGCUCCCUUAGCUGCAGGAAUAGUUGCUUUGGUCUUAGAAGCUAAUAAUAAAUUGACAUGGCGAGAUAUGCAACACAUUGUUGUAGCUACGUCAAAGCCUACACAUUUGCUGUCUACAGAUUGGGUUCUUAAUGGAGUUGGCCGCCGAGUUAGUCAUUCUUUUGGGUAUGGUCUUAUGGACGCAACUGAAAUGGUAAGAUUAGCACGUCGGUGGAAAACUGUCCCAGCUCAACACGUUUGCAAUGUAACUGCCCAAGUUUUCGAUAAACCAGUACCCGCUCGUAGCUCAGUUACUAUACAACUUUUAGUGAAAGAGUGCAAUAGUGUUAACUUUUUAGAACAUGUACAAGCAAGAAUUACACUGUCUGCUAAUCGCCGAGGUGAUAUUAAAAUCGAUUUAACAUCUCCCAGUGGUACAAGAUCAACACUGCUCGCCCCUCGAGCUCACGAUAAUUCUCAUGCUGGCUUCCACGUUUGGCCAUUUAUGACUGUGCACAUGUGGGGAGAACGUCCAUUUGGAGUGUGGCAGUUGACUGUUCACAAUGAAGGCAAACUAUUAGGUCGAUCAUCUUUACACGAAUGGUGUUUGAUAUUAUAUGGUACUAAAUAUGCUCCACGGACUCUAAUUCCAUCCAUCUAUCCUAUUGAACCGCUAUCUAAACCAAACCUUAGAAGGAAUUCUAAAAAUUCAAAAAAGAGUAAACUGACAAAACAGUCUACUACUCCAAUCAGUGUCAAUACUUUAGUUAAACAAGGUGUAUCUAACAAUAAACCCAAUGUUCAUUUUGUCCUAUUUCCUAUUCAAAAUUCGUCUAAAUUAUCGCCAACACUCACAGACAUUGUGCAAACAUAUCCAAGCAGCCAUAGACUCUACAGUUUACAAAAUGUGGACGGUAGGUCGGCAAAAAAAUUGUCACCUGAACAAAACAUAUCACCUACGACCACAGCUUCUAUGACCGACUGGGAAAUGGUUUUUUAUGGAACAAUUCUACCACCAGACCCGAGCAAUUUGCCUCUCAAUAAAACACAAGACAACUUCAAAUCUGGAGAAUGCCGUGUGACUACUUCUGCAUGCUUAGAAUGUUCAAAAGGAUAUCACUUGUACAACGGUAAAUGUUCUAUUCUCUGUCCGCUGAGAACCUACAAAGAAAGACACGACCUGUGUAAUGACUGUCAUUAUACAUGUUAUCAAUGCAUUGGACCAAAUGAUUACCAGUGUACAAAAUGCUGGGGGGACGCAGAGUUAACUCACACUAUGGGACAAACAUAUUGCUAUCCGAAGAACAUAAAAAGACUAUUGGACGACCGGACAUGGCAUACUAUAGCAACUGUGUUAUUAAUUUGUAAUGUAUUUUUGCUGCUCAUAUUUUGCAAAUAUCGAUUUUGGACGAGUCAAAACAAUACAAGGGAUAACAGAGAAUACAGAUUGGCCAAUCAAAUAGAAGGCGAUGACUAAUGAGUAUAAUCUUAAAAAAACACAAAUUAUUCAAAUUUAUUACUUCUAUUAAUUUUAUUAAAAAACAAAUUGUAUUAAAACAUUUUUAUUUCUUAUUAUGUUAAUUAGGUAUAGGGUCCUAGGUACACAAUGAAUGUAUUUGCCAAAGAUAUGUUAACAGUAUAAAAUGUAUUGGCUCAAUAAAAACUAUUACAAAUUUAAAUUAGUUGGUUGUAAAAAAGUUGUUAAUUAUUAUUAUUAUUUUUUUUUUUAUAAAAUUAU